UAAACACGCUUCAGCCCGGGCGCAGCUUUCGGUGCACAAUUCCGACUCUUUUGACGCAUCGCACGAAACGCGCAGAGACUUGAUUUCAAUUACCUUCACCCGAUAAAUUAAUCCGUGUGAAAUUAUGUCCCGAUCGGCGCAGAUCCAGCCGGCAAGAUGAUGAUUUUACCAAGGAGAGGCUCAGAUCGUGUACCCGACUCGGUGGUCCUGGUGAUCCUCGCGGUUGCCGCUUCUCUUGGUACCGUUUUCGCCAAGGAUACUGCCUUUGUGGAAGUGGUUCUGUUCGAGUCCAGUCCCAAUGGAGAUUAUACUACUUACACGACUGGCUUGCAAGGACGGUUUUCCAAAGCAGGAGCCACUAUCAGCGCGGAGGGGGAGAUCGUUCAAAUGCAUCCUUUGGGACUAUGUAACAACAAUGAUGAGGAGGACCUGUAUGAGUACGGCUGGGUUGGCGUGGUGAAGCUGGAGCAACCAGAGCUGGACCCCAGUUGUCUCACUGUGCUGGGAAAGGCUAAGAGAGCAGUGCAGCGAGGAGCUACGGCUGUCAUCUUUGAUGUGUCAGAGAAUCCAGACGCCAUCGAUCAGCUCAACCAAGUUGCUGAAGAUCCUCUGAAGCGGCCAGUGGUUUACGUGAAGGGCAAUGACGCUGUUAAAUUGAUGAACAUCGUCAACAAGCAGAAAGUUGCUCGUGCUCGGAUACAACACAGACCACCGAGGCAGCCCACAGAAUAUUUCGACAUGGGCAUCUUCCUGGCGUUCUUUGUGGUCGUGUCACUGGUCUGCCUCAUUCUCCUCAUCAAGAUCAAGCUCAAGCAAAGGAGAAGUCAGAGCUCCAUGAACAGAAUGGCCAGCCAAGCCCUGGAGAAGAUGGAGACAAGGAAGUUCAAGGCCAAAGGAAAGGGCCAGCGUGAGAGCAGCUGUGGAGCCUCGGACUCCCUGAGCAGCAGCUCCACCUCCGACUGCGCCAUCUGUCUGGAGAAGUACAUUGACGGGGAGGAGCUGCGGGUCAUACCCUGUGCUCACAGGUUUCAUAAGAAGUGUGUUGACCCCUGGCUGCUCCAGCAUCACACCUGCCCCCACUGUAGACACAACAUCAUUGAGCAAAAGAAGGGAAAUACAGGACCAGCAUGCAUGGACCCUGGCAACCCAGUCCACAGCCGGCAGCGAGUGGUGCUCCCAGUCCACUACCCCGGCAGGGUGCACCGUGCAGGCCAGGUGACAGCCUACCCGACCAGAACCAGCAUGGACCCCCAUGGUAACCCCAUCACUGUGCUCACUGUGGACCAGCACCCAGACCCUCAGGGUCUGUACCCACCCCAAUCAACAUCUGCCUUUCUCAGGAGCUACCACCCCACCCUCCACCUGGACCACUCACUUAACCCCCAUCAUUGCGGCCUGGAGCACCGCGGACCCCCAGCGUACCCCUCACAGCCACAUCAUGCUGCUUUUAAACGACCAAAGUUCCAUGGUCGUAACUUUUCCCGCGCAGCCUGCUUCUCGCAGUAUGAGACUAUGUACCAGCACUACUAUUUUCAAGGCUUGACCUUCCCUCAGCAGCCUGAGGGGGGGCAGGGGCCUGCUAUGGCUGGACAGCUUAGUGGAGGAGCAGGGGUCCACAAGGGCCACCACAGCAGGGCCUUUCAGCAGGGGCUGUUAUACCCCACUGUGGUACACAUGGCUCCUGCCUCUUCUUCAAGGAUAGGUGAUACCGGUAGCACUUCUGGCCUGAGCUGUUACCAUGGCCACCGCUCAGUGUGCAGUGGUUACCUUGCCGACUGUCCAGGUAGUGACAGCAGCAGCAGCAGCUCAGGCCAGUGCCACUGUUCCUCCAGUGACUCCAUGUUGGACUGUACAGAAGUCAGCAACCAGGGGGUCUAUGGGAGCUGCUCCACCUUUCGUAGCUCGUUGAGCAGCGACUACGACCCAUAUGUCUACAGGAGUAAGAGUCCGUGUAGGGGCUCCACGGGUGAGGCAGGGGCUGCAGCUUGCACCACAGUUCCUGCUGAGGACUCAUCCUCCUUAGCUCCCUUGGGUCACGAUUGCCUCCAGCUCCCUCCAGGAGCUUCAGGAUAUAAUACGGGGGACCACCUUUCCAACUGCAGCUUGGAGCCCAACUACAGCAGUCGCUCAUCACUGGAACCCAGGGAGAACAGCAACACUAGCACUACCUCAGCCGGGGCUCCAGAAGCUACUGGGGCGGACAGGGGGAAGGGGACACAGGAGGAGUCAGGAGAGCUUGGGGCUGCAGCCUGUAGCUGCUGCUUUGAGGUGCUUCCUCCUAAUGUGGAGUGCAAAGGGCAGGACUCGGACCAAGCUGGGCCUCUGGCCACAGGACGUUUUCACAGGGGGGUGGACUUUCAGAGCUCCACCUCAAAAAACUACUUUGCUCCUGAGCAUUUGUGUCCUUCCUCUGAGCAGGUGAGCUACGAAGGGCUGCCCUGCUGCUUCUACAAAGAGAUGAAGGUCCACAGGGCUGCAGCGGGACGUUUCACAGAGGACUAUGCUGUUAACGUGCAGUAUGCAGACUCAGAGGCCUGCUCUGGACAGGGCUGCUGUGAACUCAACCAGAGAAUACCCAUAAUUCCUGAGGACACAGACUGUGAAUUGGGCACAGGGGCAGAGACCCAAAGCAGCUCAUUGGCUAUUAGUGUCACAGUAAAAACUGAGUCACGGACAGGGGAACGGCAUGAGCCCAGGGAGGGGUACUUCACCUCAGGACAGUUUAGAGGUCAGAUAUACCCUCAGGAGGAGGAAACACGUGCUUUGUUUCACCCACAGCUCUCUGCAAGCCCGACUGCUUUGGGAAGCAGUUCUACAACAAACGAGGGAGGUCUGGGUGUGUGAACUUAGACCCAGAUAGAAGGGACUCAGUCAGAAGGAUGUGUUUGGUACCAUAUCAGUCAGUCAAUCAUGAAACCCUCAGCUGCCUUGCUCUAACUUUGCUCUCUGAGCACUGAAUGUUAUCACCAUAGAUUGUGUGGAUUUCUGCUGAAAUGGCCUGUCAUACAGUUUAUCAUGUUCAUUCCUGUGGCCACAAACAUCCCAGCACCAAACAAGAUCACAAUAUUACUGUUAAAGAAAGCCCAUUUACACCUGGUAUGUCAAGCUGAUGUGUGUUAACCUCUAACCUUGAUUAGGCGAAGUUAUAUUAAUGCAUUGUGUUCAUGCAUCCUAGUCAGAAAGUUUUCAGAUCUACCUUAACCCAUCUAGAAGUUCUGUCUCACAUUGUUUUUGGUUUGAAUAUAGGUGUAAACACAAGUUUGCCUCCAUACCUGCUUUCUGAUUUUACUUAGACCCCUAAACCUAUGAUUAUUUUUUCUCUGGAAGACAGAGAUCAUUAUUUAAAAAAUAACAUUUUAAAUGCAAGUGGAAACUUAAUGCAGUCAUUUGCAUUUACUAACCAGGUGUAAACAGGGUAAAGUAUGGAUAGAGGUUGUCAUCUAAAACUGGAAAUUGAUUGGUGUUGACAUCUAUUUGCAGACUUCCUGCAGCUAUCAAGGUUUAAGCAGCAAGUUGAGCCUAUUUGUUGUGAAGAUCAAGAUAUCAAGACUCCAACAUCCAACAUAUUUCUCUCCAAAAAUACAUGUAAAUCACAGGUAUCUACACAUAUUCAUGCGCACAUGUACUCUGACUGCCCUCAAAGCUUCAACCACCAACUCAGAUAGGGUGUAUGGACAUAGUUAUACCAAAACAGAAAGACAUGAUUGUUUUGUUUUUUCUAAAAAAGCAGGGAAAUGGGUCUCAAAGUGUCUGUGACCCACACAUUUCUCUGAGAAGAAGCUAUAUAUUUCAGAAAAAAGUGCAUAGAAAUGUGAAUGCAAGGCUGACACUGGUCUUUAUUCAAUAUAAUACUGAAUUUGUUUUAUGCAUUGCAUUUCUAUCCAGUAGUGGCCUACCUGUAUGAGACGUGCCAGAGCAACAUCAAAGCCUUAUGAUGGUUAAGCUAUUUGUAGCAAUAUGUAAAGAUGCUGCACUGCUAUUGGUCUAACGCAGACUAAAAGGUGACAGCAUCUCUGGGUCAGUAGAUUUCUUCAUAAGUAGAGUGAAGCACUCUACCUCUUGUUUGGAAGCCCUUAAGUGUUUUUCAUGCUGCCACUUAUCCAUUUUCCCUCAAUGAGGCGUUCUCUAUUAAGUAUCUAUAAAGGUUCUAGCAUAUAUCAAAGGCCAAAGGAAAGUAGCUGGAAAUACUCAUUUUUUCACAAGGGUUCCUUUUUUGUACUGUGACUUUUGUUUUUGUUUUUUUUUUUAUAAAUGAUGCAGUUAUACAUACCACAGUGUAUCCGUUUGAAUCAUAUCGUGCCAUGCAUAACACAUACUUGCGAUAUCAAUGCUUGUCAUUCAUGCCUUUCUGUUUGUCCUGCAGACUGUUUUUAUACUGUUUCUAUGAAAUAUACACAUUCUCUACACAGAGGAACACCUUCUGAAAUAACCCUAUUUAUAAGUUAACCCAGUGCUGUAAUCAAGUGAGAAUCUAAUCUUGCCUUUUGCAUAGAGAUAUGUACCUACUGCAAAUAUAACAUUUUGGGGUACUUGAGUCACUAUUUAAUUUUUGUUAUUUGUUUCUAGCACUUAAGAAGAUUAAAAUGUGUACAAAAAUUAAUAUUUUUUAAUUUUUAAGAAUAUUAUUAUUUUCUGUCAUUACCAUUACAAAUGUUUAAAAAAGGCUAGAAAUCAAUCUGUAUAUUUCUGUACCUGUAUAGCAAACACAUUUCAUAAAUGGAAAUAUGUUCUCUGAAUAUUUAUUUACUAAUAUAUUUAUCUUUAAGCCAUGUCUUAUGUUCAGAGUGUAUGAACGUUUGAGUUCGUUUGGUUGCUUUUUAUUUUUGAGAAAAAAAAUCACUAACAUGAGACUUUGUAUAUACAUGGUAAUUGCACACAAGACGAUUAAAUCUUCUCUGACCAAAAAA
Cheilinus undulatus (humphead wrasse) is the source of this 4907-nucleotide messenger RNA. It is a transcript of the gene znrf3, whose product is annotated as zinc and ring finger 3. The transcript has 8 exons. Bases 157 to 2844 code for a protein of 895 amino acids. NCBI's taxonomy places the organism in Eukaryota, Metazoa, Chordata, Actinopteri, Labriformes, Labridae. Gene Ontology annotation, molecular function: ubiquitin protein ligase activity; frizzled binding. The record is from RefSeq and is a predicted model, not a curated record. Gene Ontology annotation, biological process: Wnt receptor catabolic process; negative regulation of canonical Wnt signaling pathway; ubiquitin-dependent protein catabolic process.